Myxocyprinus asiaticus (Chinese sucker) is the source of this 2674-nucleotide messenger RNA. RefSeq names its product cholinephosphotransferase 1-like. The record is from RefSeq and is a predicted model, not a curated record. Gene Ontology annotation, biological process: phospholipid biosynthetic process. The coding region runs from base 157 to 1299 and encodes 380 amino acids. Lineage: Eukaryota; Metazoa; Chordata; Actinopteri; Cypriniformes; Catostomidae. The transcript has 8 exons. Gene Ontology annotation, cellular component: Golgi apparatus; endoplasmic reticulum membrane. Gene Ontology annotation, molecular function: diacylglycerol cholinephosphotransferase activity.
GGACAGCAGUUUCCUGCGUCUCUCCGUUUCGUUUAUCUGCCCUCAACUAUUAGGAACGGAGGAGACUGUCGGUUCUGCUCAUCCAAAAUGACUAUCUACACGUAACCGCCUGGGGAUUUGGACCAAAACAUCGCACUGACCCUGUGAGCGCUAACAAUGGCCCAGUGCGUGUGUCCGGAGACGCUGUCAGCUGUCCAGCUCAAGCGCCUGGAGGAACACAAGUACAGCGCGUGUGGUCGCUCGCUCUUCGAGCCGCCGUGCCAGAUAUACUGGAACUGGCUGGUCCAGCAGAUCCCGACAUGGGUCGCGCCGAACACGCUGACAAUCACUGGACUUCUUAUUAAUAUUGUAACGACGGUCAUUCUCGUGUAUUACUGCCCCACGGCCACGGAGGAGGCUCCAGGUUGGGCCUUCUUUCUCAGCGCCUUAGGUCUCUUCAUCUACCAAUCACUGGAUGCCAUUGAUGGAAAGCAGGCCAGACGGACCAAUAGCAGCUCAGCUCUUGGGGAGCUCUUUGACCAUGGCUGUGAUGCCGUUUCCACAGUGUUUGUUGCUGUGGGAUCGUGUAUAUCCUGUGGGAUUGGCGCUCACCCCAACUGGAUGUUUUUUUGUGGCUUUGUGGGCAUGUUCAUGUUUUUCUGCGCACACUGGCAAACAUAUGUGUCUGGAACACUCCGCUUUGGAUUGGUUGACGUGACAGAGGUCCAGAUUGCUAUUGUAAUCAUGUAUAUGAUGUCAGCUUUCGGAGGAGUGAGUCUAUGGGAGACUACGUUGCCUGUGCUUGGUGUGAAGUUGCAAACCCUUCCAAUUGUUGGCAUUAUUGGCGGAUUUCUGUAUUCAACCUACAGCUACUUCUACGUCAUCCUGAAUGGCGGUGUGGGCAAGAACGGCUCAACUGUUGCAGACACCAGUGUUUUGUCUCCUGGUCUACACAUCGGCCUCAUCCUCACUCUGGCCUUUAUCAUCUUUAAGAAGUCCUCCAGCCAGCUUUUUGAGCAUCAUCCAUGCCUCUACAUCCUCACCUUUGGCAUGGUGAUCGCCAAGAUCUCUAAUAAGCUGGUGGUGGCCCACAUGACCAAAAGUGAGCUUCAUCUUCAUGACACUGCCUUCAUUGGUCCUGGGCUGCUCUUCCUGAACCAGUACUUCAACAGCUUUAUUGAUGAGCACAUUGUCCUUUGGAUAGCCAUGGUGCUGUCCCUGAUGGAUCUGGUGCAUUACUGCACAGGCAUGUGCCAACAAAUUGCCUCCCACCUACGAAUCCGAGUUUUCAGCAUCGCCCCACAGGCCCACAGAGACUGACAUUUUGCCCAGCGGGAGCAGGAAGUGGGAUCUAAAGAGAAAGACAUUGUCCCGCUUCUCAAGCUAGAGCAGGAGAGCCCCACAAACCAAAACCGCAACAGCCUUGACAGCGUUACCGCCGCAAACUAAAAGAACGGAAAAUAAUUGUCAUCAUUUUACCAGGUUUGAUUGGACCAUCUUAAGAAAGACCAGCACAUUGUUUUUUUUUUAACCACACUGGACUGUAUCUCACUGCAUGAAAAUGAAGAGUUUAGACACCAAACAAAAUCUACAAAAUGUGGCCUCAGGGUAGCUCAGCCAUGUGAAAGUUUAUUUGUUGCCUCUACAUGGUUAAUUCUGUUCAGGAAUGCACCUGAAAUUAUUUUUAAAGACAAAAGGGUAAUUGGUUGGAAAUCUAAUAAUAAUAAUCUGUCUGAUUUUGAAUUGGCCCAAAAUUUCCAAUUCACAUCUUUAUAACCAAAUGGUUUUGUUGAAGUUCUGUCAAUUGUCGCAAUUUGAGCUUUUGUCCAACAUAAUUUUUUCGAAGUAAACUUUUUGGAGAGCUUUACAAAAGUAUUGAUCAAUUUGCACUUUGUUUUUUGGGUUUGAUUAAGCUGAAUUUAAAGUCAUAAUUUUUAAUGAAACAAAGGGAAGCUACAGCUGCAGUUUGGGCAUCAAUUAAUAGCAAUCUGGCACAGUUUUUUUUAACUCGACCAUAGAAAUCCAUAAUUUCAUUUAGUCCCACGUUUUCUUGAAUCUUAAAGUCAGCAGAAGCAAGUAUUAAGAACACAUUUUAUUGUUUUAAGACCUUAUAUAGCCACCAAACUGCCAGUGGUUUACACCACGCAACCUUUUUUAUGGUAGAAGAUUUUUACUGUCAUUAGAAAACACAAGCAGCUAUUUGUAGAUCAUGUGAUUCUUUAUAUAAGAAAAAAAAAAACUUUGACCAAACAGUCAUUGUAGCUUUCAGAAGUAAAAAGAAAUGUUUAGUGAUUGUCCAGUGAUUAAAGUGUUUGUAUUUAUAUUAGUAAUUUGUCAAAAUUUUGUGUAAAAUAAUUCGUCUGUUUAAAAAAAAGAACAAUUUCAUUGUCAAGUUUAAUUGUGGCUAUGUGCUAAAAACACAUAAACCUCUUAUUUUGAGAAGAGCUCGACCCCCUUUUACCCCAGUCAUUGUACCCCAUUGUACACAGACGUCCUGGUGGUAUAUUUUACUUCCCCCGGCUCAAAGUGAGCUCUUUACAGAGGUUUGUGUUCUCUUUUUACUCUGUUUUGGGGGGGUUUUGGGGGUGGUGAUCUUUUGUGUGUGUUGUAUGAUGCACUGACAUCUUUGCCUGCUUACAAUCAUCUCCUCCCUAAAGGGCUAAUAAAACAAAUUUCUUGUGAUUUAAAUAUAGAA